GUCCUUACCAGUUUACUAAAAAAUUAGCAACAUUAGGAUCUCUAAACCCUUGACUGUUCCAUGUUCAUCUAAGUAUCACCACCUUAUUAUCAUUCAGGUCAGGUCUCCCACGCACUUCUACAACUAAUGCAUCUGCCUCAGUACUAGGCAGUUUGUCUCCCGAUCCUUUGAAAUAUUUUGCUUCAUUGGCUAUAAAUUGCCAAGUAAUACAGGCUCGUCAACACCAAUACCGUCAACAAUAACACCAUCUCUCCAAUUCUUCCCACCUUCUUCUCCCCUUUCCCACAUCAAUGCCGCAACAGCAUCUUCAAGCUUGGUCUUGGGAGCUGCCCAUGCAGCAACACCAGUAUCAUCAACUCUGCCAUGAUGAGCAGCGAGAAGUCAGAGAACACAUGUUUGAAAAGCCUCUGACUCCAAGUGAUGUGGGCAAGCUCAACAGGCUCGUCAUACCAAAACAACACGCUGAGAAAUACUUCCCCUUGAAUGGCAACUCUGGCGAGAAAGGCCUUCUGCUGAGCUUCGACGAUGAGUCGGGCAAGACCUGGCAGUUCCGUUAUUCUUACUGGACCAGCAGCCAGAGUUACGUGCUCACCAAAGGAUGGAGCCGGUUUGUUAAAGAGAAGAAAUUGGAUGCAGGAGAUGUCGUCCUGUUUGAGCGUCCAAGGUACGGAGGAGAACGCCUCUACAUUGGAUGCAGGCAUCGAGGUGAGCAUGAGAGCACCCUACCGGCGCAGGUGGCUGCAGCUGUGCCCAUGUCCGCUGCUGCAGGGAAGUGGACUGCUGCAGCUUAUUAUUCUGCUGCUUGCUCGAGCAGCUCCAGCUUCAGAACCGUGCAACAAGGCUCUUCUCUUCAUGCAGGAGAUCAAGAGGCUGUAGUAGUACAGACUGAGACAGUGGCACCAGCUAACACUAAGAGGUUGAGGCUCUUUGGUGUAAAUUUGGACCUCUGGCCAGAGCCUGAGCCACAGCCUGUGGCCUCAACUUCAUGGUUCUUACGCUAGAUUCAUACUGAAAAAAAUGGCAACAGCUCUUAGCUCUUAGAAAUAGUUAUCUGGAGCUGGUUAUAUGAUCAGGAAGAAAGGGAAUGAACGGAAGUCGGGAGUGGAAGAGAGGGGGAAAAAUCUGAGGUCAUGUUCACAAUUCCAACCGAUCAAUCUACCCCCUCUUCAAAGAUGACAACUUGAUUGACAGAGAUAUGGAGGGCCUGGCAACCACUGCACGAGGACAGAAGCCGAGAGCAACUAGAGUAAGAAAAAGGAAGGGGGAGGAGAUCCCUGGUUUUCCGGGCAAUCUCCCCAUCCAUUUAUUUUAGUUUUCUGUUUUUUUUAUUCAGAAUUUCUACUGUACACUACCUGUCGGAUCUGAUGGAUGGGAUAUUGGAUGAAGUCUCAUGAUAAAUCAGAUUCAAAAGUAGUAGAAGAAAUGAGGGUGGGUCCUCUUCGACCUGUGGCACUGAUUCUCUCGUCUCGUGGAAUUUGUAGUUUUGAGGAAAGAUCUAAAGAAUCUGAUGGGUCUUUCACUUUUGCCCUUCA
Messenger RNA from Zingiber officinale, 1532 nucleotides. Its product is annotated as B3 domain-containing protein Os11g0156000-like. Bases 291 to 1001 code for a protein of 236 amino acids. Gene Ontology annotation, molecular function: DNA-binding transcription factor activity; DNA binding. The record is from RefSeq and is a predicted model, not a curated record. NCBI's taxonomy places the organism in Eukaryota, Viridiplantae, Streptophyta, Magnoliopsida, Zingiberales, Zingiberaceae. The transcript is spliced from 3 exons.